CAGGACAGACUUGCACUGCUGCGCCUCCUGAUGGAGCAUGAGAGCGACCGUCUGCACACCUGGGCGGCACCUCUCGAGGCGCGCCAGAGGCGCCACAACCCAGGGCAAUGGAGUGCACACUCGGCAGCUGCAUGGGCCACCCACCCUAGACUCGCCCUUGCACUCCUUGACCGGUUCCCUGUGGAAGCGAGCUUGCGGCAACAAGUGGAGGUGCUAGUGGUACAGUGCUCGGCGCAGGCUCGGCUGCAGGCACUACCAGAGGCAGCAGCACUGCUGGCCACCCCUGCGGCUGCCAAGUCUGGCGACGGCGCACUGUCCAACCUGAAGCACUGGGCCCCUGCACCUUUACUACAGGCUCUGGUGAUGAUGGGCGGACCUGCAGGGCAGGCGGCGGCUGUGCGCACAUACUCGCUGCGUUCCCUCCAGGGCUGUGCGCCUGAACAGGUGGCGUUCUUUCUGCCACAGCUGGUGCAGCAGCUGCGGCGCGAUGAGGGCGGCCUGAUCAGAAGCUUCUUGCUGGACGCUGCGCAGCGCUCCAUGCUCUUUGCACACCACCUGGUGUGCACUCUGAGGAGCGAGGCAAAGCCGUCGGAAGAGGCGUUCUCUCCCGCAGUCAAGCGAUCUGGCUGGCAGCCUCCCCAAGACACCGGCCUCUGGGACAUUGCCGGCCAGGUCCAGGAGCAGGUGUUUGAGCAGAUGCCGGAGGAUGCGUUGGCGUUUCUGGAGGCCGAGCUGAGCUUCUUUGACGCCGUGACUGACAUUAGCGGCUCGCUCUAUCCUGUGCGAAAGGACGAGCGCAAGGCCGGGGCAGUCAGGCUUGCUCGCGAGCUCAAGCUACAGCGGGAUGACCUGUACCUGCCCACCAGCCCGCACUACCGCGUGAAGGGUGUCAUCCCCGAGUCGGCCACUCCGAUGCAGAGCGCUGCCAAAGUACCCAUCCUGGUUGCGUUUCAGGUGGAGGACAUGGACCGGCAGGAGGAGGGUGCGCGGGUGCAGGCGUGCAUCUUCAAGGUGGGCGACGACUGCCGGCAGGAUGUCCUCGCGCUGCAAGUGGUGGGCCUGCUGAAGGAUGCGCUGGCAAAGGCGGGGCUGCCGCUGUACCUGGCGCCUUACGGCGUCCUGCCCACUGCUUACGAGUGCGGCAUCAUCGAGGUGGUGCCCAACUGCAACUCGCGCAGCGGGCUGGGAGAGACAGCGGAUGGGGGCCUUUACGAUAUAUUCAGGCGCGAGUUUGGGGCACCAGGAACCCCUCGCUUUGAGGCUGCCCGCCAAAACUUCAUCGUCUCCGAAGCUGGUUACGCGAUAGCGUGCUUCCUGCUGCAGGCGAAGGACCGCCACAACGGCAACAUCUUGAUCGAUGUUGAUGGGCAUCUAGUGCACAUCGACUUUGGAUUCAUCCUGGAGAUCUCGCCCGGGGGCAACAUGCGCUUCGAGUCGGCCGCCUUCAAGCUGUCUCACGAGAUGACCCUGCUUGUCGACCCUGGCGGCAGCCGCGCGUCGCGCGAGUUCUGCCGGUUUGAGAACCUCUGCGUGCGCGGCUUCCUUGCGGCUCGGGGCGUGGCAGAGGGGAUCAUAGCUACGGUGGCUCUGAUGGCUGAGAGCGGGCUGCCCUGCUACGGGCGCGGUCGGCCGGUGGAGAAUCUGAGGAAGCGCUUCCACCUGGAGAUGAGCGACUCGCAGGCUGCUGCCUUCAUGCAGGCCACCAUCCGCGAUGCCUAUGACAAGUGGACCACCGGCUUCUACGACUAUGUGCAGUAUUUACAGAAUGCCAUUCCCAAGUAA
Messenger RNA from Coccomyxa subellipsoidea C-169, 1782 nucleotides. Its product is annotated as phosphatidylinositol 3 and 4-kinase family protein. The annotation marks the transcript as partial. Gene Ontology annotation, cellular component: cytoplasm; plasma membrane. The transcript is spliced from 13 exons. NCBI's taxonomy places the organism in Eukaryota, Viridiplantae, Chlorophyta, Trebouxiophyceae, Coccomyxaceae. Gene Ontology annotation, molecular function: 1-phosphatidylinositol 4-kinase activity. Gene Ontology annotation, biological process: phosphatidylinositol-mediated signaling; phosphatidylinositol phosphate biosynthetic process. The record is from RefSeq and is a predicted model, not a curated record.